AUGCACUGGGUGGUCGGAGAACAGGCUUUGAAGUGGGGCAGCAGUGCAGCGAUGGGGCCACUCCCCCUAGAGAUUGUUCUAAAUGUAAGGGCACUCCCACCUAGAGAUUGUUCUAAGCCUAAGGCCACUCCCCAAGAGAUUGUUCUUAACGCCACUCCCCCUAGAGAUUGUUCUAAACCUAAGGCCACUCCCCCUAGCGAUUGUUCUAAACUUAAGGCCACUCCCCCUAGAGAUUGUUCUAAACCUAAGGCCACUCCCCCUAGCGAUUGUUCUAAACUUAAGGCCACUCCCCCUAGAGAUUGUUCUAAACCUAAGGCCACUCCCCCUAGAGAUUGUUCUAGACUUAAGGCCACUCCCCCUAGAGAUUGUUCUAAACUUAAGGCCACUCCCCCUAGAGAUUGUUCUAAAUGUGAGGUGCUCUCUCCUUAUGGGGACUCACACAUCAUUCAGGACAGAGGUGUUAGGACCGUUAAAGCCAGGGAGACAGAGACUCUGUCCUGCUCUUGUAGAAAUCAAAGUGCAAGUUUUUUCUCUUGGUACAAACAAAGCUUGGGAGGAAAACCACGCAUCAUAUCAAGUCGAAUGAAGCACAGCACGCAUGCUGAGAUUCCCACUGAAUACAGAAAAAGGUUUCAAGUUGUUGCACCAACCCAAGAGAGCACCAACAAUCUGGUCAUCUCAGAUCUCGAGCCAUCAGAUUCAGGUACGUAUUAUUGUGGGAUUUUCGUCAUGCACGCCAUUGAAUUUGGACAAGGAGUUUUCCUUCAUGUCCAAACAUCUCUGCAAAGCCCACCAUCCGUCGUCCAUCAGCCAGCGAUGGAGCUACUUCGACUGGGAAGCUUUGUGAAUCUGAGCUGUGUUGUGUAUGCUGAACAAUGUGAAGAAGAGCAAAACUUCUACUGGUUCAGAGACGGUGUUUCUCAGUCUGCAGUCACACACCCCAGUGGCAAACACUGCACUAGCCUCUCCAGUAGGAAGCCAAACUGGACAAACUGCACUUUAAGCCUUGAACUGAAAUCGCUGAGCUCCUCUGAUGUUGGGACUUAUUACUGUGUUCUGGUCUCCUGUGGGCAGACUACCUUUGGAAACGGAAUAAAGGUCGAGAUUGUUGGUUCCUCUUCACUGGUGUUCUGCCUGAGUCUGCUGUUGGUCGUUUCCCUGAUCGUACUCCUUGUUUUGUUUGUCCUUACAUACAAAAUGAAAUCAAAGUUGCACUUUGCCUCAAAAAAGGCCAGUUCUGAAUCUGCAGCCUCAAACUGUGGGGGACACGAUGCCGACAGCCUUCAUUGCGCUGCUGCGAGUUUCCGGAGAAGCAGUGAACGGCACCAUCGUGAGGACACUGGCGAUGUUUGUGUGUACUCCAGAGUAAAGAGCGGAAAUGUGUGAAGUACUAAAAACAGCAAUGCAUGAUGUGAAAUGAUGUUAAAUAAAAAUGACCCACUUUUGUCUGCUGUACUUAGGUGAUAAGUUCAAUCGGACGUUAGAAAUGUCGUCAUCAGUGAUGGGAAUUCCAGCUCUUUUUAGAGAGCCGGCUCUUUCGGCUCCCAAGUGGCUCCUCAGAUUUUCUGUUGCGUAGAGUACAUUUAUCACCAAAAUAAUGCAAAACUAUAUGUAAAAUGAUUUACUAAUGUAAAAAAAAUGCAAUAUAUCAAAUAUUUAUCAUUUCUAUGGAUUUAAUAACUGAACACUUUAAGAAAUCUCCACUUUCCGACCGCUGGCGCUCAUUUUCCCACCGUCUUCGUUGCAUUCUCCUCUCUCUCGCUCGCCUUUUUCCUCCUGCUCCUAUAUAUUGACCUACAACAGAUCUGUUAGAUUUCCAAAAUGUGUCUCCCCCAAUAUUAAAGUCGUUCCUAAGCCCUUCCAGGUCUUCAUGAGAACAUUGUGAACAUUCAGAUAUCUGAAAUAUUCAUUCUAAAUAGUAAAAAUCCUUCAGUUAAAAUAUCUUUAACGUUAUAGAUUUUACAGACUGUAACUGCGUUGUAGAACUUUAAAGUAACGCCACAGUUACUUUGUUGGGUAACUAAUUCAUUUUAAAAUGUAGUGAGUGUAUGUGAGUUACUAACUCAAUUACUUUUUGGGAAAAGUAUCUUGUAACUAUAAUUAAAGAGCAAGUCACCCCCUGCCAGAGUCUAACUCCACUCACACUUCCUGUUUGAAAAAUGCAACAAAUACUGUUGCCUGGCAGACCGAGAGGGCGGAGCCGCUAACAAAUACACACACACUCAGGCUCACGACAGCAUUGUGACAUCAUAAUGUACCAGUUUACAUCAUAGCAUACUUCUUAGCCAAUAGCGGUGGCAGAUUUAAAUUAAAAUACAGUGCAGAGUUUUUAUCUGACAACGGCACAACACUGACAGUUUUAGGCAGAAUAUUUAAAUUUUAACUAAGAUGCACUGAAGUGCCAAAUUAUUGACGACACGUGUCUGCAGCACGAUUAGACACUCGUUUAUUUAGUUUAUCAGCAAAAAAAAGUUUAUUUGGGGGUGACUUGCUCUUUAAUUACCUUUUAACGUAAGAUGCCCAACAUUGGUUUGUAAAGCUAGAGUAGAUACGUUGUUUGAGGUGGAGCUGAAUGGCUGGGAAGAGUGAGUGGAGCAAGAGUCCGGGGUGUAGGUGGUUCCUGGGCCACCUGAAGCAAGCUGAGAUGAGAAUCUACUCGUCUCUGAACCAAAGGCGGAUUUCAUGAUUCUUAUGGUAGCCAGUGGAGGAAUGAAUGGUGGGUCGUUUAAACAGCUUGGUGGAUGAUGGAGCUUUGGAGGCCUUCCUGUAACUAGGUACAAACUUUGUAAAGCAAGAAUUUGGUCGAGUUCACUAGGUUAUUCCACAACGCCUCGUGAAAUUACAUCACAACCAGUUUAUUAGCUACUGUAGAAUACGUUUAUGACCGUUGGUUUACAGUUCUUUGGUCUGAAAUGCUCAUCUUGAUUCAAACAUCAAGUCAUUGUGUCCAAAAAGGUCCAUCUUUGUCCUAUUUGACUUGUUUUGAGUAACUCUUGCUAGAAGACAUUUAUAUCCUUUGGACACGUGUAGGUAAUCCUUUUUGUCUGCUCUGGAUCAGCUGAUCUGCGGGAAUGACGUGACCCUAACCCUAACCCUCUGCAUGGGGGUCAGACUUGUGCUUAGCAUGAAGAAUCAAGAUGUUUUAUUUGUCAUGUUACCAGUGUCCCAGUACAACAAAAUGAUGGCUUAUAGUUAUUAAAAUGGGAUAAUCAGCUGAACCAGUUGAGGGAAAUUUGUUGAAAUUUAACCACAAGAGAUGUCCAGAGAGCAUUGUUAAAAUAAUAGUAUGUGUUUUCUUUUAUCGUGCUUUAUGCUUUUAUUAUGUUUAAAGAUUUUACCAUUUAUGUUGACAGUUACUUUUUUGUUUAAAGUCUUAUGAGAAGACAAAAAAUGUUGUGCUUUGUUGAACAGAAUGUGACCCGAGGACACGUCUGCUGACUCGUGCAACUGCCUGUUGCUCUUUGUAUGAUUAGAAACUUGAAAAUGUUUCAACAAUUGCUGAGAAACCGAGAGCUGUCGUUUCCCCCAUCCUUUAGCUCAGCUCUCAGGCAUGUGACUAGGGAACGUCCAGCUUGUAAUAACAGAGACACGCUCGGACUUGGAUCCAAUCCAAUUUUAUUUAUAAAGCGCAUUCACAAGGCAUUACAACCAAACAAGGCGCUGUACACUAAAAAUGUUAGUUAAUUAAACCGGCGUUAUACAAACAUGUCGAACACAGAUAAAG
Molecule: messenger RNA, 3724 nt
Organism: Nothobranchius furzeri (turquoise killifish)
Lineage: Eukaryota; Metazoa; Chordata; Actinopteri; Cyprinodontiformes; Nothobranchiidae
Source: RefSeq, a predicted model, not a curated record